This is a messenger RNA of Xenopus laevis (African clawed frog), 2952 nucleotides long. Its product is annotated as beclin-1-like. The record is from RefSeq and is a predicted model, not a curated record. The coding region runs from base 159 to 1496 and encodes 445 amino acids. Lineage: Eukaryota; Metazoa; Chordata; Amphibia; Anura; Pipidae. The transcript has 12 exons.
CAAAUACUGCGAACGCGCGCCCACAAGGGGGAGGUCCAAAGAGAUGGAAGGGGUCGGUAUAUGUCAGGAGAGUGGUCUGAUCUGUGUGCUUUAGACUUCUCUACUGGGUUCUGACACAAACCGCUGAAUAUCUCGUGUUUUAUUCUUGUGGGUAGAGAAUGGAGACGUCAAAGUCCUCUACAAUGCAGGUCAGCUUUGUGUGUCAGCGCUGCAGCCAGCCUCUGAAGUUGGACACCUCUUUCAAAAUCCUGGAUAAGGUCACCAUGCAGGAGCUGACAGCCCCUCUGGUGACAACAGCAGCAGUAAAGCCAGGUGACAUUCAAGAAGUAGAUUCAAAUAUAGAGGAAACCUUUGCAGAAAACCGAACAGAUGGCGUAUCCCGAAGACUUAUCCCACCAGCCAGAAUGAUGUCCACAGAAAGUGCAACCAGUUUUACACUGAUAGGAGAGGCAUCUGAUGGAGGCACUAUGGAGAAUCUGAGCAGAAGACUGAAGGUGACAGGGGAUUUGUUUGACAUUAUGUCAGGCCAGACAGAUGUGGACCAUCCACUUUGUGAGGAAUGCACAGAUACCCUUUUGGACCAACUGGAUACCCAGUUAAACAUCACUGAGAAUGAGUGUCAAAACUACAAACGGUGCCUGGAGAUUUUGGAAAGAAUGAAUGAAGAUGACAAAGAGAAACUGGAAGCCAAACUGAAGGAGCUGGCCGAGGAUGAGGAAAGACUAAUUCAAGAGUUAGAGGAGGUGGAGAGAAACCGUGAGUUAGUUGCUAAGGACAUCGAGAAAGUACGAGAGGAAGCAGAGAGGCUGGAGCAGGAGGAGGCUCGUUAUCAGAAGGAGUACAGUGAGUUUAAGCGCCAGCAGCUGGAGUUAGAUGAUGAUUUAAAGAGCGUGGAGAAUCAGAUGAGAUAUGCUCAGAUCCAAUUAGACAAGCUGAAAAAGACCAACGUCUUCAAUGCCACCUUCCACAUCUGGCAUAGCGGUCAGUUUGGCACAAUUAACAACUUUCGUCUUGGACGCCUGCCUAGCGUGCCAGUGGAAUGGAAUGAGAUUAAUGCAGCCUGGGGCCAGACUGUUCUACUGCUGCAUGCACUAGCCAAUAAGAUGGGGCUGCAGUUCCAGAGGUACCGGUUAGUGCCAUUUGGAAACCAUUCUUAUUUAGAGUCCCUUACAGACAAGUCUAAGGAAUUGCCCCUGUACUGUUCGGGUGGAUUGCGGUUCUUCUGGGAUAACAAGUUUGACCAUGCCAUGGUAGCUUUCCUGGACUGUGUGCAGCAGUUUAAGGAGGAGGUUGAGAAAGGGGACACUGGUUUCUGCUUGCCCUACAGGAUGGAUGUAGAUAAAGGGAAAAUUGAAGACACAGGAGGGAGUGGAGGAUCCUACUCCAUCAAGACCCAGUUCAACUCUGAGGAACAGUGGACCAAGGCCCUAAAAUUCAUGUUGACUAAUCUGAAAUGGGGACUGGCUUGGGUUUCCUCUCAAUUCUACAACAAAUGACACCGCAGUUGGUUGUUGAAUAAACGUCUGUGGGUAUAUUUGUCUUGCAGUCACAAAGAGAGGUUGGUGCCAUUCUGAUGAGUAUGCCAAACCCCUUUACUGCCAGAGGCUGGCCCCGCUGGCUUUGUAGGGUUAAUCUAUCUUAAUAUUUCACCAUUUUUCCACCAAAGCAAGCCUGGUUUUACAAUUCUUUUGUCAACUUAUAAGUAUUACAUGUAUAAGACCUUUUACCUUCAUGGAGACAUCUGUUGAGGUGGUUAUGUAUAUAUGUUGCACCUUCCCUAAAUAUGUAUAUUACUUAGAAAACCGUAAAGUCUUAAUUCAAGCUUUUGUUUUUGCAUGAAAAUAACUUAAUUUUUUUCAACUAAGGAGGUUGUAGGGAGAUUUCCUUUCCAAGGGUAAUCAGUCUGCAUUAGGCAGUAGAUGCAGCAUUUUGUUUGGUUCAGUCCCCCCUUUAAGGUAAAAGCUUUGAUUAGUCUCUCAAAACAACAUUACUUGUGUAUCGACCAUAGGUCCAACUAUAUAUACCCCCCAAAUCCCACUCUGACCUUCACCUUAAUUGGCCUUUAGGCUGAGCCUUCCCAGCCAUCGCUAGAGAUCUCCCCAGGGGGCUAGCGUCACAGUUUGGAACCACACAAGAGGCAUCAGAAUGAAGUAAGGGUUUAAAGGGGAAUAUUUUCUAUACAGGUGUUAAAAGGACAGUAUAUCCUCUUUUUCAACAUGAGUUCAACUAAUAGGGUUUGUGCUGAGCAUACUGUUUGCCUUUUGUAUUAAUUAGGAAAUAUAGCUUUUGUUACUUCACUGCACUGAAAAGGGGCAAAAGCCACAUUCUGCAAUGAUAUUUCCUUUACUUCUUGGCCCAGCAGAAAUAGGCAUAUCUUUUUAUGCAUCCCUUCUUCCUUUGUUCAGUGCUUUCUAAAUAUGAUGAUGCCUGAAGCUGCCUUCUCUGACCCAUACUUUGCUUAAUUGGGCGAACUGCUAGUGAGAACGAGCGAAAAGAGGGAAUAAUCUGUUCAAAACGAAAAAAGGUUCGCAGGAUAAUGUGAACAAUCAGGGAUACUUUUAUGAACUCCUUUUAGUGGGCUUUACUGACUGCAAUCCAAAAAGUUUGCAUUACAUGCAGCCCAACAACUUGAAUUCUAAGUAGGGAUGCACCAAACCCAGGAUUCAUUUUGAGAUUCGGGCAAAUCUGGGCACUUUUUUAGGAUUUGGAUUUGGCUGAAUCCUAGGUGUUCAGCCAAAUGAAAUCCAAACCUUUAAAAUCAUGUGACAAGGAGACAUGACUGAAUUGAAUACCAAAUCCAAAGCUUGUUUCAGUGUGUUUGGGAACCUUAAACUUAUAAUAUGCUUCAAAGAAUAAAAUAUCUAUAUAAUUUGAAUAGAAAGAUUUGUAUUGUAUAUUUAAUGCAUCUGUGCACUGAAAGCAUUGAAAUAAAGGUUAUUUUGGAAGCCAUAA